Messenger RNA from Ananas comosus (pineapple), 1478 nucleotides. Its product is annotated as aspartic proteinase nepenthesin-1-like. Gene Ontology annotation, molecular function: aspartic-type endopeptidase activity. NCBI's taxonomy places the organism in Eukaryota, Viridiplantae, Streptophyta, Magnoliopsida, Poales, Bromeliaceae. Bases 240 to 1478 code for a protein of 412 amino acids. Gene Ontology annotation, biological process: proteolysis. The record is from RefSeq and is a predicted model, not a curated record. Gene Ontology annotation, cellular component: extracellular region. The transcript has a single exon.
AACGCACGCAUGAUUUUGCCGUGUCAAGAUAUUGAAAGGGCAUUGUUUGAAAUGUAUAAAAGAGCGCGUUAACUGAGUCCUUCUAUGAUACCGAGAAAAGUUAAACACAGUAAAAAAUACAACAAUAUCUGCUAUCACAGAGACUCAUUCUUGCUAAAUCCCCCUAUAUAAAUUAUAAACAUACAUCCUAACAAAUAUUAUCUCCCCAAAACAUAAGUCUCUGUAUCUCAGACCACAACAUGUAUGCUGUUAAGUUCUCUGACAAUAUGCUGCCGAUUCUGGUGCUUCUCCUUGUCUUUCUAAUCCCUCCAGCCAUUUCUGCCUUCGACGGUGUUCGCAUGGACCUGACCCACAUCGACACGGGCCGGAACAUAACCAAAUUCGAGCUCCUGCAGCGCAUGGCGCUCCGAAGCAGGGCCCGGAGUGCGAUGCUCGCGUCCAAGGCCGCGGGGGGUUCCACCAAUUCGAUAUCCACAACUGACGUGCCUGUCUUGCCAAAUGCUGGCGAGUACACCAUCGGAGUUUCCAUCGGCACGCCGCCACAGCCUCUCCUGCUCAACCUUGACACUGGCAGUGAUCUCAUCUGGACUCAGUGCCAGCCCUGCCUCUCGUGCAUCAACCAGAGCUUUCCUUUGUACGAUCCUUCACAGUCAGCCACUUAUUCGCCGCUUCCCUGCUCCAGCAAGCUCUGCCAGGCUCUUCCUCUAUCCGCCUGCCACGCACAAUGCCUCUAUCUUUACGGUUACGCCGACAGCUCAACCACCGUCGGCACUCUCACCAGCGAGGCCUUCACCUUCGGGUCGACCACUAAAAACAUCACGGUCCCGCACCUCGGAUUCGGCUGUGGGUUUCUAAACCAAGUCAGCUUCUACAACGAAUUCGGGAUCGCAGGCUUCGGUCGUGGGCCCUUGUCUCUCAUCUCUCAGUUAGGAGCCGGAAAGUUCGGAUACUGCUUCACUUCCUACGGCAACAAUUCGAAGAGCAGCACACUUAUGUUAGGAUCAGCUGCCGGUCUAAACGGCAAUGCUACUACGGUCCGGUCGACUCCGUUCGUUCUGAAUCCUUCACAGCCAACCUUCUAUUACCUCUCUUUCGAUGGUAUAACGGUCGGCACGACCCGUCUCCCGAUACCGAAGUCGGCAUUCGCGCUGCAGCAAAACGGGACGGGCGGAGUGAUCAUAGACUCCGGCACGUCCUUCACGCAGCUAACCACGGUUGCUUACAAGCUCGUGAGGAGCGCCUUCUUGUCGCAGGUGAAGCUGCCCGUGGCUAACGGCACCGCGGAGGGCUUCGACCUUUGCUUCUCGCUGCCGUCGUCUCCAUCAGCAAAGGUGGACGUGCCGAAGCUGAUAUUCCACUUUGAAGGCCGGCGAUAUGGACCAUGCCGCUCGAAACUACAUCGCUCAGGAUUCUACAUGGGUUAUAACUGUUGCUUGGCUUGUUCGAUUCCGAGCAGUCGGAAGCUCUAUAAUUGGUAA